AUGAAAUAUUUUCUAACAAAAUCAUGCGGUAGACAAUCGAUACCGACAUUUGUUGAACCUGUAAUGGAGAAUGUUACCGCUAUCAAAGGUCAGGAUAUCGAAUUCAAAUGUGAAAUAUCAAAACUUGGCAAACAUAUGGUAGCAUUCGUUCGAGCAGAUACGCCACCAAGAUUGAUCGCUUUUGAUGAAAAUGUAUUUCGACAACGACACAAAUAUGAAAUUAGACGAUCAAUGAAGAACAAUGAAUGGAUUUUAGUCAUCAAGAAUGUUCAAGAAAAUGAUAUCGGUGGUUACUCAUGCCAACUGAACACCAAUCCAGUACUUUCAAAAACUGGUUACCUUCGUCUCAAAGUACCACCAUAUGUGGCUCGAACAACAGCAGCAGUUGUAGAGGUACGUGAAGGACAAAAUGUUACAUUGUCAUGUCGAGCAUUUGGUGAUCCACCACCAACAAUUGUUUGGCGAAGGCAAGAUCGACAAAUUAUUCGUUUUAAUAGCGCAACUGGCUAUGGAGCAAGCGUGUUCAAUGGUUCCGAUAUGACAAUCAUUAAAGUAAAUCGCAAACAUAUGAGCGAAUAUAUUUGUGUUGCAAGUAAUGGUGUACCACCGGAUGAGUCAUGGAGUGUGAAAUUACAUGUUACCUUUAAGCCAAUAGUGGUACCACAAGCUGAAAUUGUCCAGGUAGCACUUGGUGGUCAGGUUAGUUUAAUUUGCAAUGCAGAAGCUUGGCCAAGGCCUUCGGUGAAAUGGGGAAAAGAUGGACAAGAAAUAUUUGACUCUUCAACAUUUUCACUUUCAAAUCAAUUAGCAGAAAAAUAUCGCAGCAUACAUACAUUGACAAUCAAAAAUAUUAGUAAAAAUGAAUUUGGUACUUAUCGAUGUAUUGCGAUAAAUGACAACGGUGAACACUUCGCUGAUAUUGUUGUGAAAGGUGAAAAUUUAUGA
Molecule: messenger RNA, 945 nt
Organism: Cercopithifilaria johnstoni
Lineage: Eukaryota; Metazoa; Nematoda; Chromadorea; Rhabditida; Onchocercidae
Source: the annotation of a GenBank genome assembly